AUGGAUGACGUGAUCCGCUUCCUCAAGGCCCACAAGGUGAGAGAGCGAUCGAUGGUCGGAAGGGGGAACGGGUGGAGUCACAUGCGAAGUCAUCAAUCAUUAAACCGUGUCUGAUUAUGCCCUGCGAUAUGACUGCUUCCACAUGGCAGGGCCAGGUGAGUAAGACGUUACAUCUCUUUGUGAAGCGUGUGCCUGGCUCAGCGCCAUGCGUCGCUUUUCUCUUUGGCGGGGCAGAUCAUCAAGUACGGCAAAAAGCUGUUCAAGGCCUUCUCGAACAAGAACAAGCAGAAUCAGCAGCAAGGCGGGCAAGGAUACGCCUCGCAACAACACCCAUGGCAACAGCAACAACCAGGCGGCUAUGGAGGAGGAUAUGCGCAAGGACCGCAGCAACAGCAGCAGCCAUGGUCUCCGCCUCAGCAGACUGGCCAUGGUAUGCCCCAGAGUCAUCCUCCGGGUGUCAAGCCUCAUCAUGGAAAGUACGAUGAUAACCAAGUCAGUCCGAGCGCGUUUGCGUCAUCGUAUGUGCGCCUCUGAUACCUGCCAACGAGCUCACCACUUGUGCAUCUCUCCGUGUCAGGUGAACCAAGCUAACGAGCGCUACCAGCAACUGCGAAAUCAGGCUCGGUCGGAAGGUGAUCAGAUGGCAAAGUGCUUUGACGCUUCUCACAAGGCCUACUCAUCUGGCGAUGGAGCGCGAGCAAAGGAGCUGAGCAACGAAGGCAAGAUGCACAAGGAACGUAUGGAGCAGCUGAACCAAGAAGCUUCCGACUGGAUUUACAAGGCUAAUAAUGAGGACAGCGGACCCGAUGAGGUUGGUGAGUGGUGUUGGCUGCGAAAGUCCGACGUUGCUCUUGCAGAAGCUUUCCGUAGCUCGGCUCUGACGUAUCAAGCGCAUACAUUGCUGUCACAAGACUUGCAUGGAUUGUACACUGCAGAGGCCAUCAAGAGGACAGAGCAGGCGGUGCAACAAGCCCAGCAGGCUGGCAAGCCCGAGCUGCGCAUCAUCGUUGGCAAAGGCCUUCACUCAAAGGAUCACGUAGCCCACAUCAAGGUAUGUGCUUGACAACACUUGCAAAUGUGAAGCAUGACUGAGCAGAAUGUCCUGCACUGGUGUCCUUCCCGCGCAGCCCGCCGUCGAAAAGCUCAUGCGAGAGUGAGUCGAUCAGGUAGGUUGAAGCCAGAGCAGAGGCUGACAUCUGGAUCCUGUUCCCACCGCAGCUACAACCUUGCAGCCCACCUCGACCCCCACAAUUCCGGUGUGCUUGUCGUGAAUCUUCAAGGACAUGGAUCUCGCGACGUUGGCAGCUUCACAAGAGAUCUCGCAAAGCAUGCCAGCGGAGACGAGGAGCAAGUGAGUGCAGCGGAUAUGGUGAGAAUGGCGGCACAGGCAAGUUUUGAGCUGACAUCUGGCGUGCACCGCGCGUCGCUAAACCUGGCCCACAGUGCACCAUUAUGUGA
This is a messenger RNA of Ceraceosorus bombacis, 1458 nucleotides long. The record is from the annotation of a GenBank genome assembly. Lineage: Eukaryota; Fungi; Basidiomycota; Exobasidiomycetes; Ceraceosorales; Ceraceosoraceae.